Microthlaspi erraticum is the source of this 1443-nucleotide messenger RNA. NCBI's taxonomy places the organism in Eukaryota, Viridiplantae, Streptophyta, Magnoliopsida, Brassicales, Brassicaceae. The record is from the annotation of a GenBank genome assembly.
AUGGGUUGGGGUUUCUUUGUGGUGUUACUAGCCGUGGCGGCGGUUUGUCCGAGGGCAAGUUCAAUCGGAGCGAACUGGGGCACGCAGGCGUCGCACCCUCUUCCGCCGGACAUAGUGGUCCGGAUGCUGAGAGAGAACGGUAUUCAGAAAGUAAAGCUCUUCGACGCCGAGUACGACACUCUCAGAGCUCUGGGCAAGUCAGGAAUCGAAGUCAUGGUCGGUAUUCCAAAUGAGAUGCUUGCCACUCUCGCCGCCAGCCCCAAAGCUGCUGAGAAAUGGGUUUCUAAAAAUGUUUCUACUCACAUCUCCACCGAUAACGUCAACAUCAGAUACGUGGCUGUUGGCAACGAACCAUUCCUGUCGACCUAUAACGGAAGCUAUCUCAGCACAACUUUCCCUGCGCUGAGGAACAUCCAGGCAGCGUUAAACAAAGCCGGUCUUCAGAACCAAGUCAAGGUGACGUGUCCCUUAAACGCCGACGUCUACGACAGCUCAACCACCUUCCCCUCCGGAGGCGACUUCAGAGCCAACAUCCGUGACCUCAUGAUCACCAUCGUCAAGUUCCUGAGCGACAACGGAGGACCCUUCACCGUCAACAUAUACCCUUUCAUAAGUCUCUACAACGACGCCAACUUCCCGGUCGAUUACGCCUUCUUCGACGGUAACUCGAAGCCGGUGAGCGACGGUGGGACUUUCUACUACAACAUGUUCGACGCGAACUACGACACUCUGGUCCACGCUCUUGAGAAGAACGGGUUUACGAACAUGCCUAUCAUUGUCGGUGAGAUCGGUUGGCCUACUGAUGGAGACAGGAAUGCUAACUUGGAGUACGCUAGGAAGUUCAACCAAGGCUUCAUGUCACACAUCUCCGGCGGGAAAGGGACUCCGAGGAGGCCUGGCCCUAUCGACGCGUACCUCUUCAGCUUGAUAGACGAGGACGCUAAAAGUGUCCAGCCGGGAUACUUUGAGAGGCACUGGGGGAUAUUCACGUUUGAUGGCUAUCCUAAAUACUUAUUGAACUUGGGGACAACGAACUCUGGAGCUUUGAUCCAGGCCAAAGGUGUGCGUUAUCUACAGAAGAAGUGGUGUGUGAUGAAGCCAAACGUGAGGUUGGAUGAUCCUCAGGUGGCUCCGAGUGUGAGCUACGCGUGUAGUCUCGGGGACUGUACUAGUCUUGGGGUUGGGACGUCGUGUGGGAAUCUUGAUGGGAAGGAGAACAUAUCGUAUGCGUUCAAUAGUUACUAUCAGAUAAAUGAUCAGGUUGAUACGGCGUGUAAGUUUCCGAAUAUAUCAGAGGUGACUAGGACGGAUCCUUCCACCGGAAGCUGUAGGUUUCCGAUAAUGAUAGAGCCUUAUUACGGUGGGGCUACAACACAAAGGCAAGUGUUCUUCUUGCCACUGCUGCUGUCCGCAGCCAUCACUGUGAUGUGCUUUAUUUUUUGA